AUGGCAACCACAGGACCCAUCACGGCAGAGGCGUGCCAGUCUUCUUUCGAGCAGGCCGUGGCCCUGUCGCUGCACAUGUGGCCGGCCCUCUCGCUCGCCGUCCAGAACAACUGGGGCGGCCCGGACUCCGCCGACAAGAGGGACUGGUUCGCCGGCGCCGUGGCCGAGCUGUUCCCGACGUACAGCAAGGUCACCAACGGCCAGGCCGUGCCCGCCGCCAACGCCGUCGAGGAGCCCGACACCGAGUACGUCGAGACGUUCCUGCUGCAGGUCAUGGUCGACGAGUUCGAGGUCAACGUCGACGACGAGACGGGCUUCGACGUCGCCGAGCGCAUCAUCAAGCUGCGUGCCGACUGCGCCAAGGGCAAGUUCGACGCCAUCGACGACCUGCGCCAGAAGUGGGACAGCCGCAAGGGCGCCAAGGUCGAGGGGCUCUACAAGAAGAUGGAGAGCGGCGAUCAGGAGACCGACUGGGAGGACGACAGCGAGGAUGACGAGGAUGAGGACGUCGACAUGGACGAGGCGCCCCAGCUCGUGUCUGCGCCCAAGGAGAAGCCGCAGCCCGAGGUCGAUGAGGACGGGUUUACCAUGGUCACUAAGAAGAAGCGAUAA
Colletotrichum karsti is the source of this 612-nucleotide messenger RNA. RefSeq names its product pre-rRNA-processing protein TSR2. NCBI's taxonomy places the organism in Eukaryota, Fungi, Ascomycota, Sordariomycetes, Glomerellales, Glomerellaceae. Bases 1 to 612 code for a protein of 203 amino acids. Gene Ontology annotation, cellular component: nucleus. The record is from RefSeq and is a predicted model, not a curated record. Gene Ontology annotation, biological process: maturation of SSU-rRNA from tricistronic rRNA transcript (SSU-rRNA, 5.8S rRNA, LSU-rRNA). The transcript has 2 exons.